Messenger RNA from Lemur catta (Ring-tailed lemur), 954 nucleotides. RefSeq names its product putative olfactory receptor 2W6. The transcript has a single exon. Gene Ontology annotation, molecular function: G protein-coupled receptor activity; olfactory receptor activity. Gene Ontology annotation, cellular component: membrane. The coding region runs from base 1 to 954 and encodes 317 amino acids. Gene Ontology annotation, biological process: G protein-coupled receptor signaling pathway. The record is from RefSeq and is a predicted model, not a curated record. Lineage: Eukaryota; Metazoa; Chordata; Mammalia; Primates; Lemuridae.
AUGGAGAGGAGCAAUGGGAGCUGUGGAGGAGACUUCAUUCUGCUCGGGUUCUCCGACCGGCCCAAGCUGGAGAUGGUCCUGUUUGUUGUCAACACAGUCUUUUACUUUCUGGCCAUCACAGGCAACUGGACCAUCAUCUUCCUCUCCCUGGUGGACCCUCUGCUGCACACGCCCAUGUACUUCUUCCUCAGCAACCUGGCCCUCCUUGACCUGUGCUACACAACCAGCAGCAUCCCCCAGAUGCUCGUUAACCUCUGGGGCCCAGGCAAAACCAUCAGCUACGUGGGCUGUGUCACCCAGCUCUUCGCCUUCCUGUCCGUGGGAGGUACCGAGUGCAUCCUCCUCUCGGUCAUGGCCUACGACCGCUUUGUGGCCGUCUGCAAGCCGCUCCGCUACACGGCCAUCGUGCACCCGCAGCUGUGCCUGCAGCUGGCGGCCUUCGCCUGGCUCAGCGGCGUUGCCAAUUCCGUCCUGAUGUCGCCACUGACCAUGUCGCUGGGGCGGUGUGGUCACUGCCGCAUCAACCACUUCGUGUGUGAGAUGCCGGCCAUCAUCCGCAUUUCCUGCGCCGACACCGGCCGCGUGGAAGGCCUGGCUUUCGUCCUGGCCAUCCCCAUCGUGCUCGUGCCCCUGGCCCUGAUCCUGGUCUCCUACGGCCUCGUGGCCGUGGCGGUGCUGCGCAGCCAGUCCGCGACUGGCAGGCGCAAGGCCUUCAACACCUGCUCCUCGCACGUGGCCGUGGUGUGGCUUUUCUACAGCACCAUCAUCCACAUGUACAUGCAGCCCGGGAGCGUGGCGAGCCAGGACCAGGGCAAGUUCCUUACUCUCUUCUACUGCCUGGUGACGCCCACUCUGAACCCCGUCAUCUACACGCUCAGGAACAAAGACGUGCACGGGGCCGUGCGCAAGGUUCUCGGGAAGGGCCGCGCCGUGUCAGGUGAGGCGGGACACUGA